This is a messenger RNA of Toxotes jaculatrix (banded archerfish), 10594 nucleotides long. RefSeq names its product kinesin family member 26Ba (gene kif26ba). Gene Ontology annotation, molecular function: microtubule motor activity; microtubule binding; ATP binding. Lineage: Eukaryota; Metazoa; Chordata; Actinopteri; Toxotidae. The record is from RefSeq and is a predicted model, not a curated record. Bases 1 to 7092 code for a protein of 2363 amino acids. The transcript has 27 exons. Gene Ontology annotation, biological process: microtubule-based movement.
AUGACUUCACUGUCGGGGACCAAGGAGAGGUCUGUGAGCAGCCGGAAUAGAAAAUAUGGGAUGCCUGACACUUCACCGACCAAAUCUGCCUCCUUUUUCCCCGACACAUGGUACCGAAAGGCCUACGAGGAACCCACCCGGUCCAGCACACACCCCACCCCGGAGGGUGCUGGCUCCAUGCCAAGCUCCACAGGCACUCCAUCCCCAGGCUCAGGAAUCUCUUCUCCAGGGUCCUUCUCUGGCUCACCGGGGACCAUCUCUCCGGGGAUUGGAACAGGAUCGCCUGGUUCUCUUGGUGGCUCCCCAGGUUUCGGUACUGGAUCACCAGCCUCAGGCAGUGGAAGUUCCCCUGGCAGUGAAAGAGGGAUAUGGUGUGAGAACUGCAAUGCCAGGCUGACAGAGCUGAAAAGACAAGCGCUGAAACUGCUCAUCCCUGGACCUUACUCCAGCAAGGAUCCCUCCUUCUCUCUCCUCCUCCAUGAUAAGCUCCAGGUGCCUAACAGUUCACGACGGGCGUGGAAUGAGCGUGACAGUCGCUGUGAUGUCUGCGCCACUCACCUCACUCAGCUCAAACAGGAAGCUGUGCGCAUGGUCCUCACUCUUGACCAGUGGGAUUUGUCCCCCACCUCUUCCCCCCCUGCUCUGAUUGGAAGAUAUGGAUCUCAAGGACCUCCAGGUCCACUGGGAGCAGUACCAGGAGGUCCUGGAUCACGGGACUGGCCUCCUCCUUUUCUCCCUUCCUCUUCCUCCUCAGCCACAGCUGCCACUUCACAUCUCCCUCACCAAUCGUCCCAGUCACCUUCCCCAAGCCCAAGCCAGACCCCAACGCCCAGCCCGAGCCACGGACCAUCCAACCCCACCCAUGGGAGUCCCUCAUUGGGGCAAACAUCCAGCUCUGCUCCCACAAACCCACAACCUCAAGGUCAAGGGCACAGACUGGGGUCCAAGCCCAGUUCCCUGGGGCUUGGAGGUGGGGUGGAGAGAAGGAAUGGGUCUCCCAGUUCAGGAAAAGCAGCUGGUGCCCAACAGCAACCAGUGACUGGAGUAAACAGCCCCAGCAGUAACAGUGGUAACAGCAGUAAUAACGGGAGUGGAGCAGUACUGAGUACAGCAGCUCUACAGGCACAUCAGCACAUGAACCGAACUAAUGGAGGAGUUACACUCUAUCCGUACCAGAUCUCCCAGAUGAUCUCUGAGGCCUCCAGGGAAGGACUGACUGAAGCUGCCCUGAACCGUUACAACACACACUCUCCAUCACACACAAAUUCACCAUCGCACACAAACUCUCCCUCUCACACGCCAGCUGUAACCACCACGGCACCGACCGCCACCUCCGCCGCUGCCUCUUUCUUUGCCAGAGCUGCACAAAAGUUGAACUUAGCAUCCAAGAAGAAGAAGCAGAAGACCGCCGCCGUCACAGCCCCGGUCACAUCAUCAUCACCGUCAUGUGAUCCCCCUCUGUUUCCCACUAAUUUCAGCUCCGCCCUGUUGAUGGCCCCUCCCCCGGCUCCACCCUGCCUUCUCCGCGCAGCCAAUAAGAUAAAAGAUACCCCUGGGCUCGGGAAGGUGAAGGUGAUGGUGCGUGUGUGCCCAGUGUCGCAGUCAGAUGCAGCCGAGUCCAGCUCCUUCCUUAAAGUGGAUCCCAGGAAGAAACAGAUCACCAUCAUGGACCCUUCAGCCAAUCAGACACCAAGCGCUGUUUCCCAGAAAAGGGCGGGAGCCAAUCAGGUCCCUCCGAAGAUGUUCACAUUUGAUGCUGCGUUCCCUCCUGAUGCAUCACAGGCGGAGGUGUGUGCGGGAACGGUUGCCGAGGUGAUUCAGUCGGUGGUGAAUGGAGCAGAUGGCUGUGUCUUCUGCUUUGGACACUCCAAGCUGGGUAAAUCCUACACAAUGAUCGGCCGCGAUGACUCUCUUCAGACUCUGGGUAUAAUCCCCUGUGCCAUCUCCUGGUUGUUUAAACUCAUCAAUGAGAGAAAGGAGAAAACCGGAGCACGCUUCUCUGUUCGUGUCUCUGCAGUCGAGGUCUGGGGAAAAGAGGAAAACCUUAAGGACUUGCUGUCUGAAGUGGCUACAGGCAGCUUACAGGAUGGACAGUCACCUGGAGUGUAUCUAUGUGAGGACCCCAUCUGUGGCAUGCAGCUCCAGAACCAAUCUGAACUGCGUGCUCCAACUCCUGAGAAGGCAGCCUGGUUUCUCGAUGCAGCCAUAGCAGCUCGCCACAGCAGCCAACGCCCCAACACCACCGAAGAAGAACAUAGGAACUCACACAUGCUGUUUACAUUACACAUAUACCAGUAUCGCAUGGAAAAGACAGGAAAAGGAGGGAUGUCUGGAGGUCGCAGUCGCCUCCAUCUGCUGGACCUGGGCAGCUGUGAUGUCAAAGUACUUGGGGGAGGAGGAGGUGGGAAGAGCAGGGAGAACUCUUCACCCAGCUCGGCCCCGCUGUGCCUUUCUUUAUCUGCCCUCGGCAAUGUGAUCCUGGCCCUGGUCAACGGAAGCAAACACAUCCCAUACAAGGACAGCAAGCUGACCAUGUUGCUAAGAGAGUCGCUAGGCAACAUGAACUGCCGGACCACCAUGAUUGCUCACAUCUCUGCCUCACCCAGAGAUUUCUCAGAAACCCUUUCCACCAUCCAGAUUGCUUCCCGCGUCCUCCGCAUGAAAAAGAAGAAAACUAAAGUCACUGUGCAAUACACCUCCAGCUCCUCUGGAGGAGAGAGCUCCUGCGAAGAGGGCCGUAUGCGUCGUCCGACCCAUCUGCGUCCUUUCCAUCACCGUGGUGACACCGACUCUGACCUUCCAUUGCUGCGACUGUCCAGCGACCCUGACGAGUAUUCGAGCAGCGAGCAGUCAUGUGACACAGUGAUCUACGUAGGCCCGAAUGGGGCUGCGGUGUCAGAUAGAGAGCUGACAGACAACGAGGGACCACCGGAAUUCGUACCAAUUAUUCCUGCUUUGCUUCGAGGAAAAACGUCAGAGCAGCAUCAAACACAAAGUCAGAGUCAGGCAGCUGGAACCCAGAACAAGUCACAGCAAGAGGACCAGCCCAGUGGCCCCUCUCAGCCCCUGCCCCAGCCCUCUCAGUCACUACUUGGGCAGCCGUUGGCCCCCGUCCCAGAGGAAGGAGCUGAGUGUCUCAAGUGCAACACCUUUGCUGAGCUGCAGGAGAGACUCGACUGCAUUGAUGGAAGCGAGGAGGUGGCAAAAUUCCCCUUUGAGGAGGUUCCAGCAAGCAAACAAGGUGCCAAACAAGAGCCAUGUCCAUCUUUAGUUGCCCAAGCCUCAGGUCCUGCUGCUCCUGGUUCUGCUGCUCUGUUGGAUACAGAAGCCAAAACAGGCUCUGCAUGUAUUGUAGGAGGUGCUGGUCAGGUCUCUUUCUCCUCAGCAGCAGCAGCAGCAGCAGCAGCAGCAGCCUCCAGGAGGAGGACCAAUGACCAGCAGCUGCAGGAGAUCAAGGAGGUGGUGGAGGAGGCAGAGUUGGCCCAGACAAUGAUCCACAGUCUGGCUCAGACUUCUGGUUCCUCUAUAGUUACUAGUACUAGGAGUGUAACAGGAAGCAGCAGCAUCACCUCUAACCCACUGCACAGAGUUAAGGGUUCCCGCCUACAUGAUAGCUGUGAGAGCCUGAAUGUGGGCAGUAAUGCUGAGGGGAAGGCUCGUCCACUGGGAUCACCACGCCUCGGCAUCGCCAGCCUGACCAAAACCUCAGACUACAGGCCUCCAUCCUCCCCAUCCCAGCGGUGUAAAGUGUACACCCAGAAGGGCGUGAUGCCUGCGACGCCCCCUCUGUCCUCACACACUCUGGCUCAAGAUGGCCAGGCCACUGACGCUUUGACCUCUGACAACAGUUUGGCUGCAGACAGUGGCCGUUCCUCUACAGAGUCCCUGCUGUCCAGGACUUCUCCUGUGGGCAUGAGCCCACAAGUCCGAGAGCCAACUCCGUCUUUGUCUGCCAGCCUGGGCUCAGCUGAGACACUCUGUGAUGAUGACGUCCCACCAAUACCCAUGGACACGCACAGGGAUGCCUCACGACCAGCAGUAUCUGUAGGAAUGGUUGGACCUCACUCACUUGGGGAGGAUGAACUGGUGUACACUGUAGCUUCUGGAGCUGAGGAGGACCUUGACAUUGCAGCUCUCAUGGAGACUCAGGGCCUGACCUGUCAUCCGACAAGCAUCAUCAGCUUCAAUAGCGAAUGCGGCACUGUCACCGCCCUCCCUUCAGGCUCUCAACCCAUUAGCAUCAUCAGCGGUACUGCUGAGGAUGCAGCUGUGGAGGGUUAUCACAUGCCUGCAGGUCCGGGAGCAACCUCAGGGGUUACAGAGGUUGUUGCCAUGGCAGAGGUGGCAAUGGCCAAACUGCGGAUAGAAGGUGAAGCUUUUGCGACAGUGAUGUCUAACUGUGGUUCACCCAUCUCCUCUUGGAUGAGUGAUCUGAGCAUGGGCAGUGAAGCUGACCAGUCUCUCCACAGCUUCAGCCAGUCCCAGAGCCAGCAAGGGGAGGCCCUAGCUGAUCCUGAACCCAACCAGAGCUUUGGAGUCGAGGGGCUGGGAGGUUAUGAAAGCUGUGGCAGCCUGAGAAGAGGGAGUCUGGAAGGAGAGGUGGUGCUGCAAGACAAUGGGAGUGAUAAAGGAACUCCAACCAAAGACAGGCUGAGGAAACUGCCUCCCUCCAUGGCUAAAACUAACAUUCAGAUUCUGGCAGGACCUUGUAACCUCUCCCCUUUCAAGACUACAAUAAGUGCCCACCCAUGUGUGCCAAUCAAACCCAUGGUGAUCCAGGAACCAACCAUCCUCUCGUCACCUACCAAGUCUAGCUUAAUGAAAGACACAGGCAAAUUUAAUGCACCACUUUUAGCCUCUAUUUCCAGUGAGAUGAGCUUUGAAGACCCCUGGUUGAAGCGUGGCAUGGAGGAGGGGAAGUCCAGGGAGCUUGUGUGUGAAGCAAAGCCAGAGAAAAGGGAGGCAGACCAUUCAAAGAGUCAGGCUGGUGUGGAUCAUGGCAGCUCUAGUUCAGGUGGUGAGGUUGUAUCCUCUCCAGAUUCCUUUAAGAGAGUGGUGGAUGGCUGUGAGAUGGUCACUGUUAUUGCCCAGGGAGAGUGCCUGAUGAGUAUGUACAGCCCAGAUAUCCACCGUACUGCCAGUCUUCCCCGCGGCUGGCACCGUCUCAACCGACAUGAUGGCUUAGAUAAUGGAACUGAGUACCGUAAUCUUGGCGUCACCACUUCAACUCCCUGCAGUCCCCGUGCUACACUUGACCGUCGGGGAUCAACUGGAAAACAGGGUUUUUUCUCCCACAAAAAGGGGGGGAUCCCACCUCUGCCACCAGUGCGUAAGUCAAGCCUUGAUCAGCGCAACAGGGCAGCCAGUCCUCUCCACCAACCCAGUCAUGAAGUCUCACUGAUGGGCAGCUCAGCAGAGGAUACAGGGAUAUCUGGAUGUGGCCUCACUGGUGUCACCAGACAACGAGGCUCCAGCAUAGACAGCAGUAGACUUUUCAGUGCCAAGUUGGAACAGCUUGCAAACAGAACCAACUCUCUGGGUCGGGUGCACAGCUCCCAUAGUGGUUCUCACCACUACGACUGCUUUUCCCUGGAGAGGGGCGAGAGUUUAAGAGGGGGAGGAGGAGGAGUGAGGGGGGACAGCACCAUGCCUCGCACUGGGCGCAGUCUCAUCCGUGCUGGCUCAGUAUCCUCUACUUCAAACACAACCAGCUCCAGUUUCAGUGGCAGUACCGGUCCGAGCAGCGCCCCACAGUCACCAGCCAAAGCCAGUGGCCAGUCAAAGAUCUCAGCUGUCAGUAAGCUGCUGAUGACCAGUAGUCCCAAAGCCAGGAGUCUGUCGGCCUCCAGCACCAAGACUCUGAGCUUCUCUACCAAGUCUUUAAGCCAAACAGCCAACCGCAGCUCCAGCCUUCCUCCUAAUGGAAAACCUCAGAGCUCAGUCCAGGGCCCUCUGCAGCAGCAGGGGCCUUCCCCGGGAUCCUGGUCUACCCAGUCUCUGAGCCGCAGUCGGGGGGGAAGCUUGGCAGCCAAGCUGCCUCUCCGGGCUGUCAACGGUCGAAUCUCAGAGCUCCUCCAGGGAAGUGCAGGCUCCCGUUCCAGGAGUCAUGCCCAGGGACCAGGCACAGAUCCUGGGGAGGAAAGAGGGGUUGGAGGGGCAAGUGGAGGGGGAAGUGGUGGUAGUGGUGGUGGUGGAGGUGGCCUGGGAGAGGAGAGAGCAGCAGUGGUCCAAACAUUGCCCUCUCCUUACAGCAAGAUCACAGCUCCCCGAAAACCACACAGAUGCAGCAGUGGCCAUGCCAGUGACAACAGCAGUGUACUGAGUGGCGAGCUCCCCCCGGCCAUGGGGAAGACAGCCUUGUUUUACCACAGCGGAGGCAGCAGUGGCUAUGAGAGCAUGCUGAGAGACAGCAGCGAGAACACGGGAAGCACCUCCUCUGCUCAGGACUCCCUCAGUGAACACAGCACAGCUACCAACUCCUCCAGACGGAGCUCCAAGAGCAGCAAGAAGAGCAGGAGCAGCACAGGCCUCCAACGUCGCCGUCUGAUCCCAGCACUGACCUUGGACUCUUCCUCCUCCUCGCCCUCUCAUCGCUCCUCCAAACAGGCCAUCACUUCCUCUUCUUCGUCCUCCUCCAGCCCAGGUGCCUGCUGGGUAGAUGGCCCACUGGGACCCCCAGCUCCCUCAAACCUCAGAGGCACGACCGCAACGACAGAAACCUUUGAGAUCAAGGUGUACGAGAUAGAUGAUGUCGAGCGACUGCAGAAGAGGAGGGACAAGGGAGGGAGCAAGGAGGUGGUGUACAUCAGUGCCAAGCUUCGUCUGUUGGAGCACCGCCAGCAGCGAAUCAGUGAAGUCAGAGCCAAGUACCAGUGUCUGAAGAAAGAACUGGAACAAACCAAACAGUACCUGAUGCUGGAGCCACACAAAUGGACCACUGAGUUUGAGCUUCAGCAGGUCUACGAAGUGGACUCACUGGAGUAUUUGGAAGCUCUGGAGACAGUGACGGACAAACUGGAGACCAGAGUCAACUUCUGCAAAGCCCAUCUCAUGAUGAUCACCUGCUUCGACGUGUCGUCAAGACAUCGAUAGACAGAGGGAGAGAAGGAAAGAGGGGGGCGGAGGGGUAGACACAGAGCUGGACUCUAUUGUUGAUUAAUCAAACACAUUUAGAAAAUAUCUCCUAAAUAAAUACAUCUCAUUGGAUGACUGGAUAGAUGGAAGGAGGGAUACAGGGAUGGACUGUCCACCUACUUCAUUGAGUCUGUCAUCCUUAUAUCUCCAGGUGUAAGUUGGCUGAAGGACAGAUGGAUGGAGAGAUGGAGGGAUGAAAGGAAUGGAGAUAUCUAACAGGCCAACAGACAGAUGAGCUUGUAGAUUUUUGCAGUGGGGCUUGUAAACAACCUCAGAAACAGCAUCUAAUGGACAAGCUACUUAGAAUCCAAUACAUAUGGCUGCCCAAAAAGGGGCAGACAGAUGGUUCAGCGUCUGAAGAGAAACAUCAGAGGUGAGCGAGUGACCACAUUUUUCCAGAGAACCGAAAUAAUUGGAUCGCUGAGAAACCUCUUAGGCUCAGUCGAACAUUUAGGAAUGUAUGGAGAGGAACGGAGAAGAGAGAGGGACAAAAACUGCCAUUCUUUUUUUUAAACAGAGAAGGAUGAAGGGGAAGUGAAGGAGAAGAGAAGAAAAAAAUUCUCAUGUCCCAUCAUUUUGGAAAAGCACUUUUUAGAGUACACGCAGUUGAGAGCCUUUGACUGUAAAUACAGAGUGCUCACUACAGAAUGGCCUGGUAUUGUUGUGCAGUUGAGACUGACCAAGAGAAAGCCAGUAGGACAAAGAAAAUGAUUUAGAUAAGUGCCUUGCGAACAUUUCAACAAUACCAAGACCAAUUCUCUUUCUCUCUCAAUAUGUGUACAUGCAGUAAGUAUGGUGCUAGCAUAGAAAAAACAAAACAAAAAAACAAAACACAAAGAUCAGUGUCCUUGGAAAAUCUUUGAAUUUAUAGCCAUUAUUAAAUGUAAUGUUUUACUGUGGGUCAGUGUUUCACUAUAUUAUGAGAAUACUAAUAUGUAUGUUUGAAUUGUAUUUGGUACACUGAUGAGAGAUGAGACUAAAUUUAAGAUGUUUAGAUCCCUAACCACAAAAACUUAAAAGAAGACCUACAGGAUGUGAAGACCAACACCCAGUUCUUUUUAAAACAACAAAUCUGUUGCAAGGACCAAAAAAUGUAUUUAAAAAAACAUACAUAAUUUUUCCGGGACACAGAGUAAUGUGUGUUUAAACACAGAAAAAAAAAAACACUAAAUGCGAGGGUUUUUGUGGUGUUGUUUUUUAACCAUUGUCUUCACUCGCAAACAGAGCACAUUUGAAUUUUGACCCUCUGGGGCAUACGUACCAUAUAUUCUCCCUGAUACAGUUGUGAUGGCUUUUUCAUGUUCACAAAGCAAUGAAGCGUCUGAGUCACGUGUCACGAGUGGAAAUGAAAAUGCUUUUCUCUGAUCCAGUGUUAAGUACAUCCAUAGACUGUCUGACUGACAGGCGGACUGUCUGUUAUUUGUAUCUGUGUUGUUCUGCUCUAUCCUAAAAGAAACUGAAUGAUUCGUCAAUGUGUGUGUUUUAUAAUAAGGUAUCCUUUUUUAUUUGAGUGUAAUGGGACCAUGUAGAGACUAUGUAUGAUAGCAGGAUCAUGGAAAUAGGUAUAAAGAGAUGUUUAAGAGUAAAUUAUGAGGAAGACGCAGGUACAGGAAAAGCCCAUUGAUAUACAGUGUUAAAAUUUAAUUUCUUUAAGGCCUAUAUUAUUGGAACAAAGUAGUGAAAUUAGUAGUUCCUUUGGACUACAAUUAUUGGUACAAAUCGCCUACUUAAAUAGCUCUUGUGCUGUGUCAAGACAUUAUAAAUGAACAACUAUAAAAAUAUAUAAAGGAAUGAAACUAACGAAGGAAAAGGACGAUGACCAAAUUAAGAGGCAUAGAUCUCUGCCUGGUUCCAUUUUUUUUUUGGACGGAUAGCAACACUUAAAAUUUGUUAAUAUUAUUAUCUAUGGUGCUUGAGAUGUUUAUGAUCUAAAUGUUUGUACAAAUAUAAAUAUAUGAAAGAGCCUGUUUCCCUCUGAAAUACAGAACAAUACCCUUCGAAUGCUUCUUCUACAUCGCUGUCUAUUGUUGUCAACAUCCUCCACCCUCUCCUCUGAAUGCCCUUUGCCUGCGAAGCAGAGAGCAUUCUGGGAGAUCCUGUUUGUAGUCUGAGAGGUAAAAGAAGGAACAGACUUCACAGGAGAGGAAAUGCUGUGAUGUUGGUAUGAUUUGUCAAAAAGCUUGGAGCUAAAUUUAUCUUUAUUCUAACAGAACAAGCUCAGUUUUUAUCUUUUACUCCUGUGAUGUCUCCACUCCUUUCCUUUUUUUUAUCUCCCAGUUCUCUGUGCAAGUCAUGAAUGAAGUUUUAUUUAUUUGAGCUCAGGAGAGCAAGAGUCACUUAUUAACGUUCUUAUUUAUUUACACCUUAUGAUCUUAAAAAGUUACUAUGCAUUUAAGAAAAAGAAAAAUAACUGUACAUACUUUGCUGAGCCCAUGUCAUAUAUAAAUAUAUAUACUGUACACAUAGCAUAUAUGCGCUCAUCUUUAUUUUAUAUAUUUUCAGUUGAUUUCAUUUGCUCCUGCUGUUCCUGUUGGGGUUUUUAAUGGGUUUGGGUUUCCUAAAACUUCCACUUCCAGAGUAGUUAUGUGAUUCCAGCACAACAGGAAUUUCGGUCGACUAAAUAUUGAGCACAACUUCAAAAUUGAUGGCUAAUUUUUUCAUAUGUGAAAAAAGAGAAUGUUUUAGCAUGAAAACAGCUGUGUUGUUUUAAGUGAAAUGCCAGUAUGUUCUACAGUAUUAACUACAGCCUUGUGUAAUUAGCAACGGAUGUUUUGGGAACCCCAACCCUCUGGUAGAACUAAAUGGCCUGUUUCCCGUUUAAAAUGCUAUGUGUGAGGUUUCUUUCUCGAUGUGUCACUGCCAAAUGUACCAUGGUAGCGCUUUAUAAUUCUAGCAAUAACUGAGAAAAACAACUUUGGUUUUGGUGGACUUUUCAGGAAUAGGGGUUCCUUUUUCAUCAGAGGCAACCACGCUAAAAAGCGAGGUGUUCAAAAACCUGUUAUGUCAGGUUUCAGAACAAAAAAAACAAAAACAAAACAAUAGCAUACAGUCAGUAAUGAACAAAAUGAUGUAUGUGCUGUUACAUAUUUUUCAGGAGCGUUCAAGAAUUAUAAUGUGUUAUCUGGAAAUCUGACACAUGGCAUCUUUUAUAGUGUAUUGUGUGUUAAAGUCUGGGUCAGACCACAUUUUCCAAAAAACAGAUUUGAUCGGUAGCAGGUUCAGGGUCAGUUGUUGGAAUUUUUCUAAAGAAACCAGUUUGUUCAUGUCUGCUCAAAGUGCCAAUCUCCCCAGUUUACAACACAUGGUCAGUGCAAGUGAGUGAAUAUGAGGUGCAAGCUUCUCACUGGGUGUGCGUUGUUUCCAUGAUUCAAGACUGCGAUCAUACUGUCCUCUGCAGAUUCACUGUUUUUGACAAAUGCGGUCUGACACUUUGUGUUUAUGGAAGAGCAAGAUGGAGGGA